Cuscuta europaea is the source of this 1180-nucleotide messenger RNA. Lineage: Eukaryota; Viridiplantae; Streptophyta; Magnoliopsida; Solanales; Convolvulaceae. The record is from the annotation of a GenBank genome assembly.
AAAAAAGUGACUAGAAUUUGUACGUAGGCUAUGACCUAGAUUAUGAACUCAUGACACUAAAUCCGAAUUCGGGUCGAACUUUUCCAUGUCUGGACUUCAAGAAAGGGGUACCGAGGUCAUUGUAUUGGAAACGGAUCUUCGCUCUGAAACCCCUCUCUCGACGAGUCGCGACGCGCCGGCGGUCGUUGCUGAAGUCCCACCUCUCGAAUAAAACACAUACACCGGAAAAGAAGCAAGUGUCCUGGCAGUUAAGUUCAUUUGUAUGCCUACAGAGUCGCCGGAGAUCAGAAUGGCGAAGCGCGAGCUAUCCAGUACAUUAAAAAACCUGAAGUUUAUGCAAAGAGCAUCAAACAACAGAGAGGGAAAAGCUAAGCAAGCUGAAGACUACAUGCCUGGUGGUAACUUACCAUCUUCAAGUGCGCCCAAAAGAUGUGUCGUUAUUAUGGAAGGAGAUCCUCAUCCUGGGGCAAGAAAGGGCCGGAUGUCAUUCCAAAAUUUUAACCCUGCUAUUGAUAAAUUAAAUGAAGGUCUAAAGCCUAGCAAAUCAGAAGCAUCUGAAACAACUUCUGGAACAAGUGAAAUAAUUUCUAAUAGAGAAAAUGGUUUGAGUCAAGAUGGUCCUGAGAACUCAUCAAAUCUGAACAACUCAAGCACAGGUGCAACAGGGGAUCACAAGAGGAAGCAAGGAGAAACAUUUUCUGAUGGCCAUUUGCCCAACAAAACAUAUAAAAAUGUGCAUGGCUAUGAAGGUCCAUCUUCGAGUGGCAACAAGAAGUCCCAGAAGCAACCAAAGUGUGAAAAGUUGGAUUGGAGUGUUCUUAGGCCACCGAAGUAUCAAAAUAAAAAAUGUAGGUAAAGUUUAAUUCUUUUUUUUUCUUCAGAUGUUUUCCCAUGGCAUGCUUCUUUAUGAAUCAAUCAUCACUGCUAUGUGUUGUAGUGCUAUAAGGUUUGUUGUACUGUUGACAGUCCUCUUUUUAUUUUUUAUUCUCUGUCUGCAACUCUUUCUAACCAUCAUCACUUAUGGUGGUACGACGGAUGAAUCACUUUACAUCAAGGAUCAUACUUAUAAUAUUAUUUCUCCAUGUUUAUGAAUUAUGUUUUACUAUAGUAGCUUGUGAUCUAUUAUUAUUGUGGUCAUAAACCCUUCGACCUAUCCUUAACCUGGAUGAGUUGAGCUAAU